AAACCCAUGAAAGCCCAUCUGGUUAUGCAGCCCUACCUUUUCCCCUCUCUACCAACAUAAAAUCCCAACUCCAAAACCCUAGCCUCUCUCCUUCAGAUCACAUUUCCGCUCCAGCAGUCGCGGCGGGCAACAGCAACAGCCAUGGGUAUCGAUCUGAAAGCUGGUGGCAAGAGCAAGAGGACUAAGCGGACCGCACCCAAAUCCCAAGAUAUCUACCUCAAGCUCAUCGUCAAGUUGUAUCGCUUCCUUGUGAGGAGGACGGGAAGCAAGUUCAACGCCGUGAUACUGAAGAGACUUUUCAUGAGCAAGGUCAACAAGCCUCCCAUUUCUCUCUCCCGUUUGAUUCGUUUCACCGAGGGAAAGGAUGGUAGGAUUGCAGUAGUUGUUGGGACCAUAACUGAUGACAUCCGGGUGGAUGAAGUCCCUCCUUUGAAAGUGACUGCACUGAGGUUCACAGAAACUGCAAGAGCGAGGAUUGAGAAGGCAGGUGGGGAGUGCCUUACAUUUGACCAGCUCGCUCUUAGAGCCCCACUUGGGCAGAACACGGUUCUCCUUAGAGGCCCAAAGAAUUCUCGCGAAGCAGUGAAACACUUUGGGAAGGCUCCUGGUGUGCCGCACAGCCAUACUAAGCCUUAUGUGCGAGCAAAGGGAAGGAAAUUUGAGAAGGCCAGAGGAAGAAGGAACAGUAGAGGCUUCAGAAACUGAGCUCUUGGCAGUGGUUGCUACACAGACUGAUCUAUUAUUCUAAGCGAAGGAUUUUGUCCACCCUUUUAGUCUUGGAGAGUAUUUUGUUUUCUGUUUUUCUGUCUUUCAGACAUUCUCAAUAUUGUAGCAGGUCUUCAGCAUUUGUGUUGUCCUUAGUUGUUGGAGCUGGAAAUUAUUACAUGUCUGUCUAUCAGGGAUUGAUUCGUCAUAUUUUUCAGUUAUGGAUAUGCCAUUCAGAAAAUAACCUGUUUCAGUUCCUAAAA
Messenger RNA from Rhododendron vialii, 968 nucleotides. RefSeq names its product large ribosomal subunit protein eL18y-like. The transcript has 5 exons. Bases 142 to 705 code for a protein of 187 amino acids. Gene Ontology annotation, molecular function: structural constituent of ribosome; RNA binding. The record is from RefSeq and is a predicted model, not a curated record. NCBI's taxonomy places the organism in Eukaryota, Viridiplantae, Streptophyta, Magnoliopsida, Ericales, Ericaceae. Gene Ontology annotation, cellular component: ribosome; cytosolic large ribosomal subunit. Gene Ontology annotation, biological process: translation.